Messenger RNA from Pristis pectinata (smalltooth sawfish), 3559 nucleotides. RefSeq names its product phosphatidylinositol 5-phosphate 4-kinase type-2 alpha. Gene Ontology annotation, molecular function: phosphatidylinositol kinase activity. The coding region runs from base 282 to 1499 and encodes 405 amino acids. The transcript is spliced from 10 exons. The record is from RefSeq and is a predicted model, not a curated record. NCBI's taxonomy places the organism in Eukaryota, Metazoa, Chordata, Chondrichthyes, Rhinopristiformes, Pristidae. Gene Ontology annotation, biological process: phosphatidylinositol metabolic process.
UGUGCGGGUUGUGGAUAUAGUGUCGCUUUCUUACAGUUCACACACACACAGUCAGGAAGGUCCGGAAGCGGCAGGGUAUUGGAGAAUGUAGUAACCAGUCUGCUACUACCGCCCAGAAACAAAUUCUGAUCAUAAACGUUUGAACUGUUUUCAAUGAGCGGAGGAAGAAGACGGUGCAAUAAGUUUUUAUUAUAAACAUUUCCAUUUUAAAUACUGAAAAGAAUUGGUGAAUAAAACGCAGUAAAUUGAACUAAAAAAGAAAACGCGAGUCAGGGAGAAAGAUGGCAGCGAACAGUACGCCAUUCGCCAGCAAAACGAAAACCAAGAAGAAACAUUUUGUGGCUCAGAAAGUGAAGCUGUUCCGAGCCAGCGAUCCAUUGCUCAGCGUCCUUAUGUGGGGAGUCAAUCACUCGAUCAAUGAGUUGAGUCAUGUCCAAAUUCCAAUUAUGUUGAUGCCAGAUGACUUCAAAGCCUACAGCAAGAUAAAAGUGGACAACCAUCUUUUCAAUAAGGAGAAUAUGCCCAGUCACUUUAAGUUUAAGGAAUACUGCCCUAUGGUCUUCCGAAAUUUGAGAGAGAGGUUUGCAAUUGAUGAUCAGGAUUUCCAGAAUUCAGUGACACGAAGUGCUCCUUUUUCAAAUGACUCACAAGGUCGAAGUGGAGCUCGUUUUCACACCACGUAUGACAGAAGAUAUGUGGUCAAAACUAUAUCCAGUGAAGAUGUGGCCGAGAUGCAUAACAUAUUGAAAAAAUACCAUCAGUAUAUUGUGGAAUGUCAUGGAAACACCCUCAUUCCACAGUUCCUUGGAAUGUAUCGACUGACAGUGGACGGGGUUGAGACCUACAUGAUUGUUACAAGGAACGUUUUUGGUCAUCGGCUCCCUGUUUAUAGGAAGUAUGAUCUGAAGGGUUCCACUGUAGCCAGAGAAGCUAGUGACAAAGAAAAGGCCAAGGAAUUACCAACAUACAAGGACAAUGACUUCAUUAAUGAUGGGCAAAAAAUUUACAUUAAUGAAGACAACAAAAAGAUGUUCCUCGAAAAACUUAAGAAGGAUGUUGAGUUUCUUGCUCAGCUGAAGAUCAUGGAUUACAGUCUUCUGGUUGGUAUUCAUGAUGUUGAACGAGCUGAACAAGAUGAAAUGGAGUUUGAGGAUGAAGAGGAUGAGGGAGAAAGUGAUGGGGCUGGAGGCCAAAUGACAGGAUCUUGUGGAACACCUCCAGACAGCCCUGGAAAUGUACUGAACAGCUCAAGACCAUUAGCACUUGGUGAAUUUGACCCAACUAUUGAUGUGUAUGCUAUAAAAAGCCAUGAAAAUUCCCAGAGGAAGGAGGUGUACUUCUUGGGAAUUAUUGACAUUCUGACACAUUAUGAUGCAAAGAAGAAAGCAGCACAUGCUGCCAAAACGGUCAAACAUGGUGCUGGUGCAGAAAUCUCCACUGUGAAUCCAGAGCAGUACUCGAAGCGCUUUGUGGAAUUUAUCACCAGUAUUUUGACAUAGCCUAAUAUGUGCUGCAAAUGGGAGGGGUGACAAUGACAUUGGAAUGAAAUGGGCUAAAUGAAGUGGCAUCUACAGCAUUUGUCUUGAUGAAAGCAUUCCCUUGUUUACAUCUUCUAAUUAUGACUGUCGGAAAAUAGCUUUAACUGCUUCCUGAAAAUCCCAGCACAAUUCUCCCAAUUAAUGACUUUGAUCUGUGGGAAGAAUAUAAAAACCUUUGGAGUGCACUGCACAAGCAACGCUGAGACCAGCUGUGAUGGAACUUUGUGGGGAGAGGUACUUUGAUGAAUGGAAAGAAACUGCAUGUUAAUUGACACACAGUAAUUUCUGGUAUCAAAUUAUAAACUGUGGAUCGGUUUAUCACUUGAACUGAAAGGUGGAGAGCAGUAUUUGUUUAACUUGCUAUUGUUACACUUCUGUUGUGCACACUGGCACUCCUCAACGUAGCUUCAUGGUUUAUCAUUUCUUCAAAGGGAAUUCUGUCAUAAAAUUUAUAAAAUACUGUAAAAAAAUUAUGUAGAAAUAAAUUUGUCUCAUCCCCACUUUUGAAAGCUUGUACUAUAGGUGUUUAAAGUUAUAAUUCUUUCAGGGACAAAGUCCAAUUAAGAAUACAAUUUAAAAAAAAAUUCAGUCCCUCCAAUAAAUUAGCAGAGUUGUUAUACAGUACAGAAAAGAUGUGCUUUAAUUGUUGAGAUCUGCCUUAUUUUUAUUUCAAAUGAUUUUGGGCAACAUUUUACUACAUUCCUAAUUUCUCAUUUUGAAAAAAUGUGUAAGAUAAAGAAUAUGAAGUCACAUGGGUUACUUUGUACACAUCAGAUCCAUUGUGUUAGUAAUUGAAAUAGAGUGGGAAGCAAAAUAACAUUUGUAAUACUUCAGACUACACAUCAUAAUGAAUAGCGCAAAUUAAUUUCACAAAGCAAAAACCAGGUCCAGGAUUUUAAAGAAUUCUUAUUCUGGGAUUUGCAACCCACACGUGUCACAUAGUGAGCAGCUUUCUCUCAUAAAUAUGAUUUCCAAUAAAAUGCCCUUGGAUAAAGCCUAUUCUUACAAUGAUCUAAGUGUUCCACCCCGGAAUUAAAUAUGGAAUGCUCCAAAUAUUAAUUCUUUUCUUUCAUAUAGGCCUGUAGAAACACAUUAAUAUUUCAGAUUUCGUGGUUGCCUUUUAAGUUCCUGCAACAUUACAUUGGGGGGGUUAUGUAAAUAUGUAAUAAAUGGUUGCCUAAAACUUUUUGGUGUUCAUCUGUGAAUUAAUCUUUUCUGUACUAUUUCCACCAUCUCAUUAAUUAUGAAGAUUAUGCCUUGUUAAGUAAAAUGUGCUUAAUAUCAUCAAAAAUACACUGUGCAACAAGUGUGCCUUUAUUUGAGGUAAAUCAUCGAAAACGCUCUUAUGAUGAUAUAAAUUUCAUUAGCAGCUGUGCCAUCCCCAGAAGUUGGGAAUUUAAGCAAGCAAAGGAGUGCCAGAAUGUCUUUCCUAUUAAAAAUGUGUCAUUGCUGUUUGGACUGCAAAUUUUUUUUUAAGAAAUGCUUCACAUUAGGUAGCAAUUUACCUAGAUUGUACUAGGAUUCUAGCGAGUAUCAGCAUCUUCAGUGGCCAAAGGCAAUAUCAUCCAUGUGGGUAUGUAAUAAUUUAACAUGGUUUUGUUACUCUUGGUAUAGUGAUGUUAACACUGUAAUGUAAAUGUACAGUUAUAUAUUUUAUGUAUUUAAAAGAAAAUUCCAUAAUCAUUGUGCCGGUCACUUUCAUUUAAAAAUUUCUGUAGGAUGCUAUUGUUUCCAUUAGUAAUAGGACUACAAGAAACCAGUCCCACCUGGGGGAGGGGAGGGGGGAAGAAAGAGGUACAUGUACAAAUAUAUUUGGACAAAAACUUCCUUCCGUGGCUCAACUGUGUAUUUUACAUCUUUUUGGCAGCUUACAAUGCAGAAUGUUUUGUCUGUUAGUCAUUCAUGUAGAUAAAAUGUAUUUUUGUUUAAGUGAGGCAACUUUAUAAAAUAUGUACUAGUGCUGCAUUUGACACACUCCAUACCUGAGCUUUGCUUUAUGAAAUAAAGUGCCCUGUUGUCUC